This is a messenger RNA of Microdochium trichocladiopsis, 768 nucleotides long. RefSeq lists its product as uncharacterized. The coding region runs from base 144 to 614 and encodes 156 amino acids. NCBI's taxonomy places the organism in Eukaryota, Fungi, Ascomycota, Sordariomycetes, Xylariales, Microdochiaceae. The record is from RefSeq and is a predicted model, not a curated record. The transcript has a single exon.
UGUGGGCGAAUGGGAAAACUCUGACAGUCGGACCACCGUCGCAUGAGGCCUGGCAAUCAAAAACCCGCCUGCGUGCGGUGCGACUCGAGGUUCCAAUAUUGGGUGCCCCGCUCUUUUGAGUUGCUGGAAUGUCAGGUUGACCCAUGCAAGUCGGCAACAGGACUCACCCUUUCGAGCCUCUGGCCAUCCAGCGUCGAGAUCCCCAAAUAGACAUGGGUGCGAAAAGGAAGCCCUUCUUUUUGGGAAGGAGCGCGUCCUGCCACGGUCAGAUUGGGAGCAGGAAAACCCAGGCGAGCCCCGGGAGAGGACGCCUGGCGAGGAAUGGAGGGGACGAUAAAGCGGGCAAAUUGGAUGCACCCACUUCAGUCGAAAGGGUUUCCACUUGUCUGCAACCCAGCCAAUGGCCAGCAACCCUGGGCAGUCGAAUUCCUUGGCUCGAGUUAAAAGGUUUCUGCUCAAGCACUGGAUCGUGGGCUGCGGCGCCCGGCACGAGACUAGCAGAGUUGCGGCUGCAUUGCUGGAGGACCAGAUGCCCGCGAUCGCCUGCAGGCCCUAUCUUCCCAUCUGAUGAUUGCGCACGCCUGUGCCAUCGACCCAAUCUUGGUCGCACAUAACACUCGCUGUACGCCUUCGCAGGAUCGGGGACCCUGGUGGUUGGACGAAGUUGUUGUCAAAGACUGUCCAGAACGGACGUGGUUUGCCCUGUCCCGGGGUUUUUUUUUUUUUUUUUUUUCCAAACUUGACACAUACGUCGGCACAUUCCGGCGA